AUGAGGGUCUUCUAUUGGAAUGCUCAAGGCUUGGCCAAAGAUGGUGCAAAGGCCAAGUUAAAGGAGCUCUAUCACUUACACAAACCUGAUGUUAUUUGUAUUGCAGAACCGAAAGUUUUUUGCACUACACAUUUUGUUAGGUCUUUGAGGUUGGAUGAGUUUUGUGAAGAUGUUAUCACUAAUGAAGAUGGUGGUGAAAAAGGCCAAUUCACCAAGGUGGCAGAUGCCAAGAAUGUUGUGGAUGCAGUGCGGACCGAUUUUGCAGAUGAAAUUAACGAUUUCAUUGUCAAUCACUAUAAGGAUAAGUUUAUUGGUGGAGCGGCUAUCAUUGAUCCAAAUUUGUUUGAAUUUGAGCAUGAAAGAAUCUCAGACCCUGAGAGUUAUUUUAUGGAUGUUGUGCCAACUCUAGACGAGAUUAAUAGAGCUGUUUUUGACUUGGGAGCGGAUUCGGCGCCUGGCCCAGAUGGUUUCUCAGGUUGUUUCUACAAACAUUGUUGGAAUAUUAUUGCUAACGAUAUUUUUAGUGCCAUUAAAAUUUUUUGGUUGAUGAGGAAAAUUCCUAAUGACAUUAAUUCUAGUUUCAUUGUUCUCAUUCCAAAAAACACAAGGUCGGAUGUUAUUAAGGAUUUUAGGCCUAUUGGUUUGAGUAAUGUUUUCUUCAAAAUCAUUACAAAAUUUUUGGCUACCAGGCUUGGUACGGUUCUGAAUAGACUGAUUUCUGAAGAACGAGUGGCUUUUAUGAAGGGAAUGAACAUUCAUGAAAAUAUAGCUCUUGCGUCUAAAUUGAUUAAUGAGAUUUCUACGCCAAGGAGCUUUGGUAAUGUUGGCUUAAAACUUGACAUUCCUCAAGCUUUUGAUACUGUAAGUUGGGAGUUUAUAACUGAAGUAUUCCGUCAAUAUGGUUUUUCUGAAACCUGGUGCUCUUGGAUUCAUAGUAUUCUUAGUUCGGCUAGGAUUUAUGUGCUAAUAAAUGGCAGUCCAGAGGGUUUCUUUAGCAUCACUAGGGGGUUGCGCCAAGGUGAUCUUCUUUCACCUUUGAUUUUUGUUCUUAUUGAAGAUAUUUUGAGUCAUAAUCUCUCUAAAUUGUUUGCUAAUAGAAGUAUGCACAACAUGGUUAGUAAGAAAGGUGUGGCUCCAACACACCUUCUCUUUGCGGAUGAUAUUCUUGUUUUCUGCAGAGGUAAUCUUCAUAGUUUGCAAAAUUUGAAGACUAUGCUUAGUGUCUAUGAGAAGGCUUCAGGCCAGUGCGUAGAUUAUGAGAAGAGAAAAUUUUAUUACGGUGGUGGCACUUAUUCUCGGAGUAUUGAUAUUGCUAAUUAUUUGGGCAUCGAAAGAGCUUUAUUUCCGGAUAAAUAUAUGGGAAUUCAAUUGAAGCCUGGCAUUAUGCGGCACAUUCAUGUCAGGCAGGUGGUUGAAAAGAUUAUGGACAAGUUGGCUGGUUGGAAGGGUAAACUCUUAUCUUUUCAAGCUAGACUGGUUUUGAUCAGAUCGGUGAUUUCUAGUUAUGUUAUCCACUCUAUGGUUGUUUAUAAAUGGCCUUGCAAUAUCAUUAAACAGGUUGAGAGGGCCAUUAGAAACUUUCUUUGGUCGGGUGAUGCGGAAAAGCGUAAGUUCUUUACUGUUUUAUAUGACAACCUGUGUUGUUCAAGACGUGAAGGUGGCCUGGGCCUUAGAAGAUUGAUUGAUGUUAACAAGGCUAUGCUUAUGAUGUUAUGGAUUUCAAUUCGUGAUUCGUACAAGACUUGGGAAAGAUUUUUGAGGGCGAAGUACUUCAAAUUGAAUGGAGUUUUGAUUGAUUACAAACUUGGUUCUUCGGUUUUUCCUGGAAUCAGGUGGGUUUAUGAUUUUGUGCAGCAACACACUAGGACAAUUAUAGGUGAUGGCGCUAAUACUUCCUUAUUCUUUGAUAAUUGGCUUGGUGAUUUUUCGAUUGCGAAGAGAUUAGGUAUUACUUACAAAGGCCCUAAUGAUUUUAAGGCUAAGGUUAGUGAUAUCAUUGUUGAUGGUGCUUGGGAUAUUCCUCAAAGCACACGGGAUUUGAUGGUUCGGAUAAAUAUUGAUGUUGGAAACUUGCCUAUUAUUGCUGGGGGAGAUGACUAUAAGAUUUGGGAUUUAGAUAGCAAAGGAGUCUUCUCAGUUAAAUCUGCAAAGGCUGCUAUUAGAGAGAAUGCGGAAACUCUGCCAACUGCAACUUUUUUUCUCGGCUAG
This is a messenger RNA of Papaver somniferum (opium poppy), 2208 nucleotides long. RefSeq lists its product as uncharacterized. Bases 1 to 2208 code for a protein of 735 amino acids. The transcript has 3 exons. Lineage: Eukaryota; Viridiplantae; Streptophyta; Magnoliopsida; Ranunculales; Papaveraceae. The record is from RefSeq and is a predicted model, not a curated record.